AUGUCGGCGGAAGUGCCUUCUACGAACGACUCGAACGUGUACGAGGGUGCCAUUGGUAUUGACCUUGGUACGACCUACUCGUGUGUUGGCUGGUGGACCAACGAGCGUGUUGAGAUCAUUGCCAACGACCAGGGUAACCGCACGACGCCCUCGUACGUCGCUUUCACGGAGAACGAGCGUCUGAUUGGUGAUGCCGCCAAGAACCAGGCUGCUAUGAACCCUCGUCAGACGGUGUUUGACGCCAAGCGCCUGAUCGGCCGUCGCUUUGACGACCCUGACGUGAAGAAGGACAUGCAGUCGUGGCCCUUCACGGUGGUGGACAAGGACGGCAGCCCUGUCAUUGAGGUCGAGUACCUCGGUGAGAAGAAGCAGUUUGCCCCGCAGGAGAUCUCGUCGAUGGUGCUGCUGAAGAUGAAGGAGGUGGCCGAGGCCAAGAUCGGCAAGGAGGUGAAGAAGGCCGUCGUUACGGUGCCCGCCUACUUUAACGACUCGCAGCGUCUGGCCACGAAGGAUGCAGGUGCGAUUGCGGGUCUGGAUGUGCUCCGUAUCAUCAACGAGCCCACGGCUGCUGCCAUUGCGUACGGUCUGGACUCGAAGUCGAGCCAGGAGAAGAACGUGCUCAUUUUCGACCUGGGUGGUGGUACGUUUGAUGUGUCGCUGCUCAACAUCACCGGUGGUGUGUUUGCCGUCAAGGCCACGGCGGGUGACACGCACCUGGGUGGUGAGGACUUUGACAACACGCUGCUCGAGCACUUCAAGAAGGACUUUGAGCGCAAGAACAAGGUCGACAUGUCGAACGAUGCCCGUGCGCUCCGCCGCCUGCGCAGCGCCUGUGAGCGUGCCAAGCGUACGCUGUCGAGUGUGACGCAGACGAGCGUGGAAGUGGACUCGCUGUUCCAGGGCAUUGACUUCCAGGCCAACAUUACGCGUGCGCGCUUUGAGGAGAUCAACGCCGCUGCGUUCAAGGGCACGCUGGAGCCUGUGGCCAAGGUGCUGAAGGACUCCAAGAUCCCGGCGGACAAGGUCGACGAUAUUGUGCUGGUCGGUGGCUCGACGCGUAUCCCCAAGAUCCAGUCGCUUGUGUCGGAGUUCUUUGGUGGUCGUCAGCUGAACAAGUCGAUCAACCCUGACGAGGCCGUGGCCUACGGUGCUGCGGUGCAGGGUGCCGUGCUCACGAACCAGACGAGCGACAAGACGGCCGACCUGCUCCUGCUCGAUGUGGCGCCCCUGUCGCUCGGUGUGGCCAUGCAGGGCGACAUGUUUGGUGUGGUCGUGCCGCGCAACACGCCGAUCCCGACGAACAAGACGCGUGUGUUUACGACCGUCGAGGACAACCAGACGCAGGUCACGUUCCCUGUGUACGAGGGUGAGCGCACGCAGUGCAAGGACAACCGCCUGCUCGGUGAGUUUGAGCUCACGGGCAUUCCGCCCAUGCCGCGUGGCCAGGCCGAGCUCGUGUGCACGUUUGAAGUGGACGCGAACGGUCUGCUGAAGGUGUCGGCUAUGGACAAGGCCUCGGGCCGCAAGGCGAACAUCACGAUCACGAACUCGGUCGGCCGUCUCAGCUCGACGGAGAUUGAGCAGAUGAUCAAGGACUCGGAGACGUUCAAGAACGCCGACAAGGAGUUCCAGGCGAAGCACGACUCGCGCAACGACCUCGAGGCGUACGUGCACUCGGUCGAGAGCACCGUGUCGAACCCCGCCGCGACGUUCAAGCGCGCUGCCAAGAUCCAGAUUGAGCAGGAGCUGGCCAAGGCCAUGGAGCUCCUCGAGGUCGAGGACGCCAGUGCCGACGACUACCGCCGCGCCUCGCUGCGCCUCAAGCGCUCCGUGCAAAAGGGUCUCUCGGGCGGCCGCUAA
Messenger RNA from Malassezia restricta, 1860 nucleotides. RefSeq names its product heat shock 70kDa protein 1/2/6/8. NCBI's taxonomy places the organism in Eukaryota, Fungi, Basidiomycota, Malasseziomycetes, Malasseziales, Malasseziaceae. Bases 1 to 1860 code for a protein of 619 amino acids. Gene Ontology annotation, cellular component: nucleus; plasma membrane; cytosol. Gene Ontology annotation, molecular function: misfolded protein binding; heat shock protein binding; ATP binding. The transcript has 2 exons. The record is from RefSeq and is a predicted model, not a curated record. Gene Ontology annotation, biological process: protein refolding; cellular response to unfolded protein; vesicle-mediated transport.